AUUCUUCUCAUCAUUCACUUUUCCCUCUUGUUCCCCAAUUCUUAUCCGGAUCCGAUUUCUCAUACAAAGAUUCUGUUUUUCUUCUUGGGUUUUGUUUUUUUGCUCUGUAUCCGUAUCUCAAAGUUUUCCUCUUUUCAGCAUCUGAUUUUGCAAAUUGAAUUUGCAUUGAUCGUAGAUGAGACCAGUCAUUAGAUCAUCAUCUCUCAGUAGAAUUAGAUGGGCUCUGAGGAACAAUCAAAAACGUUAUUCUUCAACUUUAUACUCGAAAAGCCGCAAACUUUUGAUCGGUGUCAAUCAAAAUCAAGCUCUGGUGAAUACAAACACUGAUAAUUCAAGUUUGUAUUCGAGGUUAAGUAUCUUUAGAGGCUUAUCAGCAGAAGCAGUAGAAGCUGCUGAUCCUGCUGCCACUAGGCUCACCGUCUCAGAUGUGAAUAGAAAAGGUCCGCUAGUUGAGUAUGAAAGAAGAAUCAAUGAUGGUGAACUCAUGACUGGUGAUAUCUGCCAAAUUGGUGCAUUGAGAGAGCUUCAGAGACUAUAUGAUGAGCUUGUGGAAUCAGUAGAUACAUGUCGUUUAGAUCGGUAUAAUACUUCUGAUAAAUCCUCAAGAAGUCGUUGGUUUUGGUCUCGGCUCAUGCCGCAGACUUCUUACUCACCCGUCAAAGGAUUAUACCUUUAUGGAGGUGUAGGCACAGGAAAAACCAUGUUGAUGGACUUAUUCUUUGAUCAAUUGCCUUGUACUUGGAAGAAGCAGAGGAUACAUUUCCAUGAUUUCAUGUUGAGUGUUCACAGCCGCUUGCAAAAACACAAGGGUUUAUCAGAUCCACUUGAAGUUGUUGCCCAAGAGAUAGCUCAUGAUGCAAUCUUACUAUGUCUAGAUGAGUUCAUGGUAACUGAUGUUGCAGAUGCUCUGAUACUUAACCGACUCUUUGGACAUCUCUUCAGCAAUGGCGUUAUUCUUGUUGCUACAUCGAAUCGGAAUCCUGAUAAACUCUAUGAAGGAGGACUCCAAAGGGAUCUCUUCCUACCUUUCAUUUCUUCAUUGAAGGAACGAAGUGUGGUUCAUGAGAUCGGUUCAGCGGUUGAUUACCGGAAACUAACUUCGGCUGAGCAAGGAUUCUACUUCAUCGGUAAAGAUCUUUCGACCCUAUUGAAUCAGAAGUUCCAACAACUGAUUGGAGACAAUGUUGUUGCGCGUCCACAGGUAGUAGAAGUGGUGAUGGGAAGAAAAUUACAGAUUCCCUUAGGUGCCAAUGGAUGUGCAUACUUUCCUUUUGAAGAGUUAUGUGACCGACCUCUUGGAGCUGCGGAUUACUUCGGUUUGUUCAAGAAGUUUCAUACUCUUGCCUUGGACGGAAUUCCAGUGUUCGGGCUUCAUAACCGCACUGCUGCGUAUAGAUUCGUCACGCUAGUCGAUGUAAUGUAUGAGAACAGAGCAAGGUUGUUGUGUACAGCUGAAGCAAGUCCUUUAGAACUCUUGGAAAAGAUUGUAACAAUCUCAGAGGCGAAAUCGAUGGCUCCAAGAACAUCAUCGAGAUCAAGAAAGAACGAUGUGACUGAGCUCUGCGUGGAUAACGAAUUAGGUUUCGCAAAAGACAGAACCAUCAGUAGAUUAACAGAAAUGAACAGCAAAGAAUACUUGGAGCAGCAUGCCAUAACACAGACUGAAGCAAGUCCUCAAGAACUCAAAGACGAAAUCGAUGGCUCCAAGAACAUCAUCGAGAUCAAGAAAGAACAAUGUUGCUGAGCUCUGCGUGGAUAACGAACUAGGUUUCACAAGAUACAGAACCAUCAGUAGGUAAUGUAAUCACGGUCUCUGUCAUUAUUCAUUAACAAAUAAAUCUAUUAGUUCCAU
This is a messenger RNA of Arabidopsis arenosa, 1852 nucleotides long. Lineage: Eukaryota; Viridiplantae; Streptophyta; Magnoliopsida; Brassicales; Brassicaceae. The record is from the annotation of a GenBank genome assembly.